Molecule: messenger RNA, 1319 nt
Organism: Chelmon rostratus (copperband butterflyfish)
Lineage: Eukaryota; Metazoa; Chordata; Actinopteri; Chaetodontiformes; Chaetodontidae
Product: keratin, type I cytoskeletal 18-like
Exons: 7
Coding region: 20-1309 (429 amino acids)
Biological process (GO): intermediate filament cytoskeleton organization
Cellular component (GO): keratin filament
Molecular function (GO): structural molecule activity
Source: RefSeq, a predicted model, not a curated record
UAGCUCGCUUCCUUUAGCAAUGGAGUCCUUGAUUACACGGCAGAAUUCUCUUGGUAUGUACUCAACAGGCAGACCUCUAACGGAGAGGGGCUAUGCCUACAGCGUCAGCGGAGGAGCAGGCGGACAUGGGACCAGGAUCUCAACCGCCACCUUAGGCACGCGGAUUGGCAGCAGCUUCGGGGGUGGGUAUGACUACCAGUCCUCUUCCUUUGGGUCAACCUCUGGAGUUCUGGGCAUCAAUAAUGAGAAGGUGGCCAUGCAGCACCUGAACGACCGUCUGGCUACCUACCUGGAGACAGUGAGGAAUCUGGAGAAGGCCAACAGCAAGCUGGAGAUCAAGAUCAGAGAGCACAUCGAGAACACAGGUCCCCUGGAAGGGAGGGACUACAGCAAGUACAACACCACCAUCAUGGACCUGAGGGCCAAGAUAUUUGAAAUGAUCAAGGGCAACUCACAUCUUGCCAUCGCUCUUGACAAUGCACGCCUGGCUUCAGAUGACUUCAAAAUGAAGAUGGAGUAUGAGCUGUCCAUGCGUCAGACGGUGGAGGCUGAUGUGGCCAGACUGAGGAAGGUUCUGGAUGACACCAACGUCAUUUGCCUGCACCUUGAGAGUGACAUUGAGUCUUUGAAGGAGGAGCUGAUCAGCCUGAAGAAAAACCAUGAAGUGGAUGUUGCUGAGUUGCGUGCCCAGAUCAGGCUAGUUGGCGUCCAUGUGGAUGUUGAUGCUCCUAAAGGAACGGACCUGGCCAAGAUCAUGGAGGAGAUGAGGGCUAACUAUGAGAGGAUAGUACUGAAGAACCAGGAGGAGCUCAAAACAUGGCAUCAAUCUCAGAUGACGGAGGUGCAGGUCCAAGUGACUGAGAGCUCAACAGCUCUGAAGGAAGCCACAACUGUGAUAACUGACACGAGGAGGAGGUAUCAGGCACUGGACAUUGACCUGCAGUCUGCUAUUAACCUGAAAGCAUCACUGGAGGCCACCCUGCGUGACCUCGAGAUGCGUUACAACAUGGAGGUGGAGAAGUACAACUUGAUCAUCGUGAGGCUGCAGGAGGAGCUCACUCACAUCCGCACCGACAUCCACGACAAGACAAGAGAGUAUGAGGUCCUGCUCAACAUCAAGGUGAAACUGGAGGCCGAGAUCGCAGAGUACAGGAGGCUGCUGGACGGCGGGGGAGACCUCAGACUGGAGGAUGCAGUUGAUUCGAAGACGGUCCAGACCAAAGUGGUGACUCUCACUCAGACUCUGGUGGAUGGCAAAGUGGUGUCAGAGAGCAAGGAUGUCAAAUCCAGUGAGAAGGUUGUUUCUUAACAACUGUGAG